This is a messenger RNA of Cucurbitaria berberidis CBS 394.84, 2364 nucleotides long. Its product is annotated as amine oxidase catalytic domain-containing protein. Gene Ontology annotation, molecular function: copper ion binding; primary methylamine oxidase activity; quinone binding. Bases 1 to 2364 code for a protein of 787 amino acids. Gene Ontology annotation, biological process: amine metabolic process. NCBI's taxonomy places the organism in Eukaryota, Fungi, Ascomycota, Dothideomycetes, Pleosporales, Cucurbitariaceae. The transcript has 4 exons. The record is from RefSeq and is a predicted model, not a curated record. Gene Ontology annotation, cellular component: plasma membrane.
AUGCAUCUCUCUAUAUUUGCUUGCUUGGCAUGGUCCACAGUUGUCAUUACAUCACUCGUUCCUCCACUUGGUUACGACCGAAGAGUAUUGCGGGCCGCGUUUGACAGACGCGAAUUCGUUGGAACGCUUUCCUGUUUAACCGAAGCUGCAAAUACAACAACAGCACCCAAGAGAAACCCAUGGGCACCUUUGACUCCGAAGGAGAACCUCGCGGUCUGGAAUCUACUACAUGAAGCUGCGUCCGGUCUCAAUCUGACCCAUCCCACCGAAGCAAAACUUACCGACAACUACGUGUUCUGGGUGGAUGUUCUGCCUACCAACAAGAGCGCCGUCUUGCCAUACCUGGACAAAGGUGCAGCAAUCCCAGCUAAAUAUGCCCGAGCAAUCAUCUUCCAAGGCGGAAAAGCCAAACCUGAUUCCCAAGAGUACAUGAUUGGCCCUCUUCCAGUGUCUGCAAAGACCACUGUUGAGAAGCUGGACUAUAUAUAUAAUGGUCCUUCUGGUGGGUCGGUCCCCUACAACGCUAGAUACUUUGAUGCGCAGAGAUCAGACGCAACUGAUCCUCUCAUUGCUUCGAUCAUGUCGAACAUCUCGGACAUUACACAAGCUCUCUUCCAAGGAGCGUACUUCGGGUCGAGAGAUUUGAGGACUAAUAUUGCAUUGACCUCUGGAACACCAGAAUCCUUUGAUGGCACUGGCGCAUUUCGCAAUAUUAUGUUUCGGCUUCGAGGUUCAGCAACCUACAUGACGCCGCUGGACUUCUACCUUUUGAUUGACUGCACAGGAACCGAUGCUUCUCUCUACUCCCUAAAAGGCUUCGUGACCAACGAGAAGUUCUUUCCCACCGUUUCCGAUCUUCGACGUGCUUUCAAAGCGGGAGAGCUGGCCAUGGAGUUUAACCAGACUCUAGACGGAGACUGGGCCUCGCCCGACUACAAACUUGAAAUGGGGUUGCGUGACUUGGAAACACAUCUUGCGCCGAGCACGCUUGAGCUUGGUGGCAAGCGAUACAAGUUCGACAAGGAUAACCAGUAUGUUGAAUACAUGGGCUGGUCUUUCUACCUAUCCUUUUCCCGAACCCUUGGAAUUAUGUUCUACGAUAUCAAGUUCAAAGGCGAACGUAUUCUUUAUGAGCUGUCAAUGCAGGAGGCUACCGCUCAGUAUACUGGAAACCAACCUAAAGCUGCAAGCACGGUCUACCACGACACUCACUACGAGCUUGGUACCGAAAUGGGUACCUUGGUUGAGGGCUUCGAUUGUCCAUGGGGUUCAACAUUCUGGAACAUCAGCUAUCCAUCUUACAACACGACGCAAGUUAACCCGAACUCAAUCUGCAUUUUUGAGACCGAGUUGAAUUUUCCGCUCUCGCGCCAUCGCACGGGUUUCUCCAACGAUUAUGGGUCCAGUUACGUCGUCAAGGGCGCUGCACUUAUCGUCCGGGCCAUCGCUACUGUCGGCAACUACGACUAUAUGUUUGACUACUCGUUCCACAUAGAUGGCUCGCUUGAGGUCAUCGUAAGAGCUUCUGGCUAUUUGCAGGCGAGCUACUACUACCCGGCUCAGGGGAAGUAUGGACCUAGAAUUCAGCAAGCUACUCAGGGUUCACUCCAUGACCACAUUAUCACGUACAAAGCCGAUUUCGAUAUCCUUGGAACCUCCAACUCGCUUCAGGUCUCGGAGCUCAAAGCAGUGAACCAGUCUCAGCCUCUUCCCAGUUGGUUCCCAGAGCUCGGUACGUUCGAGCAAAUGGAAAUGCACAUCCACAACAUGAAAAAAGAGAAGCAAUUCAAUUAUGCCCCCAACAAUCAAGCGAUGUACGUUGUUGUCAGCCCAAACGCUACCAAUGUUUGGGGCGAAUUGCGCGGCUACCGCAUCGUGCCGGGGCACUCCAACAUCCACUUAUCAACCCUCCAUUCUCCUUGGUCCCUCCGGAAUUCCGAAUUUGCAAAAUCGCAUCUCGCCGUCACACGCCAACAUGACAACGAACCCUUCGCCAAUAGUGUUCAGAACGUUAACCUCCCCCUACGACCGCAACAAGACUUUAGCAAGUUCUUCGAUGGUGAGUCCGUGGAGGACGAAGACCUGGUGGUCUGGUUCAAUCUAGGCAUGCAUCAUUUUACAAGAAGUGAGGACGUGCCGCUCACCCUGUACACUGAGGCUUAUUCGAGCAUCGUGUUUGCGCCGCAAAACUUCUUCGACAGGGCGCAGGAUGGGGAUCUGCUGAACCGGGUUCAGGUGGAUAAGGGAGUGGAUUCCAUGUCUAAGACUUACGGUGUGCAAUUGGACACCUGCCCAGUCGUCUUUAAGGAGCGAACGGAACUCUCAGGGGAGGACAGUGAUAUAUCGACAGGAGCAGAAGUAUGA